GGCGCCCUCCCGCCCCGCGGCCGCGUUCCCAGCCCAGCCCGCGGCGCCCGAGCCCCAGCUUUGUGGGAAGCUAACCUCCGAGGGCAGGCGGGAUGGCUAGCUCGGCCCGGGAGCACCUGCUUUUUGUGCGGCGUCGAAAUCCCCAGAUGCGGUACACGCUGAGCCCCGAGAACCUGCAGAGCCUGGCCGCCCAGAGCUCCAUGCCAGAGAACAUGACCCUCCAGAGGGCGAACAGCGACACGGACCUGGUGACUUCCGAGAGCCGCUCCAGCCUGACUGCCAGCAUGUAUGAGUACACGCUGGGGCAAGCCCAGAACCUCAUUAUCUUCUGGGACAUUAAGGAGGAGGUGGACCCCAGUGACUGGAUCGGACUUUAUCAUAUAGAUGAGAAUUCUCCAGCCAACUUCUGGGAUUCUAAAAACAGGGGUGUGACCGGAACCCAAAAAGGGCAAAUUGUGUGGAGAAUUGAGCCUGGGCCCUAUUUCAUGGAACCGGAGAUAAAAAUCUGUUUUAAAUACUACCACGGCAUUAGUGGAGCCCUUCGUGCCACGACCCCCUGCAUUACCGUGAAGAACCCGGCUGUGAUGAUGGGGGCAGAAGGCAUGGAAGGAGGAGCUUCUGGAAAUCAGCAUUCUCGGAAGCUAGUUAGCUUUACCUUGUCAGAUCUUAGAGCAGUUGGGCUAAAGAAAGGGAUGUUCUUCAAUCCCGACCCUUAUCUUAAGAUGUCCAUUCAGCCAGGAAAGAAGAGCAGUUUCCCCACCUGUGCCCACCACGGACAGGAGAGAAGGUCUACUAUCAUCAGUAACACCACUAAUCCGAUUUGGCACCGAGAGAAAUAUUCCUUUUUUGCACUUCUUACUGAUGUCUUAGAAAUUGAAAUUAAGGACAAAUUUGCCAAGAGCCGUCCCAUCAUCAAGCGUUUCCUGGGGAAACUAACCAUUCCAGUCCAGAGACUGCUGGAGCGGCAAGCCAUUGGUGAUCAGAUGCUCAGCUACAACCUUGGCCGCAGGCUCCCAGCCGACCACGUGAGCGGGUACCUCCAGUUCAAGGUGGAGGUCACGUCUUCUGCGCACGAAGAUGCUUCUCCAGAAGCUGUUGGCACAAUCCUUGGGGUCAACACUGUGAAUGGAGACCUCGGAAGCCCUUCUGAUGAGGAGGACAUGUCGGGGGGCCAUCACGACAGCCCCGUGUGUUCCAAUGGGCCAGUUUCUGAGGACAGCGCUGCUGACGGGACGCCCAAGCAUUCUUUCAGGACUAGCUCCACUCUGGAAAUAGACACAGAGGAGUUAACCUCCACGUCCUCGCGGACCUCACCCCCGCGAGGACGCCAGGAUUCACUCAAUGAUUACUUAGAUGCGAUUGAACACAGCAGCCAUUCCAGGCCGGGCCCCGCCUCCUGCUCGGAGAGGUCCAUGGGCGCCUCGCCCAAGCUGCGGAGUAGUUUUCCCACCGACACGAGACUCAACGCCAUGCUUCACAUCGACUCCGACGAGGAGGACCACGAGUUCCAGCAAGACCCGGGCUACCCGUCUUCCUUGGAGGAGGAAGGAGGCUUGAUCAUGUUCGGCGCCACGUCGAGAACGGACGACGCGAGCCUGACGUCGCAGACGAAGCCGGAGGACACCCCGGCGGAGGCAGAGGAAGCGUCCACGAACGAGGCCGCGUCCUUGGAGGAGAAGCCGGAACAUCCUCCGGAGCCGGCGCAGGCCUCGCUGCCCGCAGGCCCGGCCCCCGAGGAGAGCGAGAAUGGCGCGGAGGCCCGAGCGGGCGGCGAGCAGGGCAGCGGCGAGCUGUGCGACUCGCAGGAGGCGGACCAGGCGGCGAGCGGGGCGGACACGGCGGCCUCGGACGCGUCGGGGGGAAGCCGCCGCGCCGUCAGCGAGGCCGAGUCCCUGGACCAGGGCUCGGAGCCGUCGCAGGUGUCGUCGGAGACGGAGCCCAGUGACCCGGCCAGGACGGAGAGCGUGAGCGAGGCCAGCACCAGGCCGGAGGGCGAGAGCGACCUGGAGGGCGCCGACAGCUCCUGCAACGAGAGCGUCGCGACGCAGCUGUCGUCGGUGGACACGCGCUGCUCCUCGCUGGAGAGCGCGCGCUUCCCCGGGACGCCCGCCUUCUCCUCUCAGGACGAGGACGACGGAGCCGGCGCCGCCGAGCCCGCGGGCGGCGCCGCCGGAGGGUCCCCCGUGUCCCUGCGGGCGCCCAGCCCUUCGCCGGGGGUGGCGGCGCCCGGGGCGGACGAGGAGGCGCCGGCGGAGGACUCGGGGGACUCGGCGGCCUCGGGCCCUGCGCCGCGACAGGAGGAGGCCGGGGAGGUGUGGCGGCGGCGGGGGAGCCUGGAGGGAGCGGCCGCCCCGGAGAACCGGCCCCAAGAAGACGGCGACGCCGGGGAGGCCCGCGGGGCGUGCGAGGGGGCGGCGGCCCAGGAGGAGGGCGCGGCCGGAGGUUCUCAAGCCAACGGCCACCAGCCAUUGAGAUCGCUGCCUUCCGUGCGCCAGGACGUCAGCCGCUACCAGAGGGUGGACGAGGCUCUCCCUCCAAACUGGGAGGCACGCAUCGACAGCCACGGCCGGAUCUUCUACGUGGAUCACGUCAACCGAACCACCACGUGGCAGCGGCCGACGGCGCCCCCGGCCCCCCAGGUGCUGCAGAGGUCCAACUCCAUACAGCAGAUGGAGCAGCUGAACCGGAGGUACCAGAGUAUCCGCAGAACCAUGACGAACGAGAGGCCUGAGGAAAAUACCAAUGCUAUCGAUGGGGCAGCGGAGGAAGCUGACUUUCACCAAGUCAGUGCAGAUUUCCGGCGGGAGAACGUCCUGCCCCACUCUACCUCUAGAUCCAGGCUCACGUUGCUGUUACAGUCUCCCCCUGUGAAGUUCCUCAUCAGCCCAGAGUUCUUCACCGUGCUGCAUUCUAACCCUAGUGCCUACCGCAUGUUUACAAACAACACGUGUUUGAAGCACAUGAUCACCAAAGUCCGGCGGGACACCCACCACUUUGAGCGCUACCAGCAUAACCGGGAUCUCGUGGGAUUCCUCAACAUGUUCGCCAACAAACAGCUGGAGCUUCCAAGGGGCUGGGAGAUGAAACACGACCAUCAGGGCAAGGCGUUUUUUGUCGACCACAACUCCCGCACCACCACUUUUAUCGACCCCCGGCUCCCGCUGCAGAGCAGUAGACCGACGAGCGCGCUGGUCCACCGACAGCACCUGACAAGGCAACGCAGCCACAGCGCAGGCGAGGUAGGAGAAGAUUCUCGACAUACAGGACCACCAGUUCUUCCCAGGCCAUCGAGUACGUUCAAUACAGUCAGUAGGCCGCAGUACCAGGACAUGGUUCCAGUGGCUUACAAUGACAAGAUUGUUGCUUUUCUGCGCCAACCCAACAUCUUUGAAAUUCUACAGGAGCGUCAGCCUGAUCUUACCAGGAAUCAUUCACUCAGGGAGAAGAUCCAAUUUAUCCGAACUGAAGGGACCCCAGGAUUGGUGCGUCUUUCUAGUGAUGCCGACCUUGUUAUGUUGCUGAGUUUAUUUGAAGAAGAGAUAAUGUCUUAUGUGCCUCCACAUGCCUUACUGUACCCCAGCUACUGUCAGUCCCCACGUGGCUCCCCCGUGUCCUCUCCCCAGAACUCACCAGGUACUCAGCGUGCCAAUGCCCGCGCGCCAGCCCCUUACAAGCGAGACUUUGAAGCCAAACUAAGGAACUUUUACAGGAAGUUAGAGACGAAAGGAUAUGGACAAGGUCCAGGGAAAUUAAAGUUAAUUAUCAGAAGAGAUCACUUACUGGAAGAUGCUUUUAAUCAGAUCAUGGGCUACUCCAGAAAAGACUUGCAGAGAAAUAAGCUAUACGUCACAUUUGUCGGGGAGGAAGGGCUGGAUUACAGUGGACCCUCCAGAGAAUUUUUCUUCCUUGUAUCCAGAGAACUCUUUAACCCAUAUUAUGGCUUAUUUGAAUAUUCAGCCAAUGACACAUACACAGUACAAAUAAGUCCCAUGUCUGCUUUCGUAGACAAUCACCAUGAAUGGUUCCGCUUCAGCGGGAGGAUUCUUGGUCUCGCACUUAUACAUCAGUAUUUGUUGGACGCCUUCUUCACUAGGCCCUUUUAUAAAGCUCUUCUCAGAAUUCUGUGUGACCUGAGUGAUCUAGAAUACCUUGACGAGGAGUUCCACCAGAGCCUGCAGUGGAUGAAGGACAAUGACAUCCAUGACAUCCUGGACCUCACGUUCACUGUGAAUGAAGAAGUUUUCGGGCAGAUAACCGAACGAGAAUUAAAACCAGGGGGUGCCAACAUCCCAGUCACAGAGAAGAACAAGAAGGAGUACAUCGAGAGGAUGGUGAAGUGGCGGAUUGAGAGGGGCGUCGUGCAGCAGACGGAGAGCCUAGUGCGCGGCUUCUAUGAGGUGGUGGAUGCCAGGCUGGUGUCUGUUUUCGAUGCAAGAGAACUGGAACUGGUCAUCGCAGGCACAGCCGAAAUCGACCUGAGUGACUGGAGAAACAACACGGAAUACAGAGGAGGGUAUCAUGACAAUCACAUUGUAAUCCGGUGGUUCUGGGCCGCAGUGGAAAGAUUCAACAAUGAACAACGACUGAGGUUGUUACAGUUUGUCACAGGCACGUCCAGCAUUCCGUAUGAAGGAUUUGCUUCUCUCCGAGGGAGUAAUGGCCCAAGAAGGUUCUGUGUGGAGAAAUGGGGGAAAAUCACUGCUCUUCCCAGAGCUCACACGUGUUUUAACCGUCUGGAUCUCCCACCGUACCCAUCCUUCUCCAUGCUUUAUGAAAAACUCUUGACAGCAGUGGAAGAGACCAGCACCUUUGGACUUGAGUGACCUGCAAAAGCAAUGUCGGGCUCCGUACAGACAGGCAAGUUCAGAAGCUGCCCUCUUGAAGAAUGGCUGAACUUUGGAAGCUUGAAGAGUGCACUUCCAUUAGAGUAAAGCUGAAUGCUCUGAUUGUCCAGGAACACACACGCUGUCCCAUUUGGGGACCGGAUAGUGGUGAUGAGUCCUCUUGGAAGGAUUGGGGUGAGCUUGAUGCCCAGGGAACAACCCAACAGUCUUUCAAUCAACUGUUGUUGACUGCCAAACUUUUUUCCAUUUGUGUUAUGUUCCAAGACAAAGACGAACCUGUACACGAUCAGCUCCAUGGCACUUUUAGGGACUCAGGAGAAUCUUGAAACUUACCACUGAACGUGGAUCAAGCCACACUGGCAGCACUUGGCCCAAUGUCCAAAUUAGUGCAAGUUAAAUAAUAUAAUAAAAACCAACAUGUUUCCUAAAAGUACACUCACUGAAGCCCUAAGUUAUAGCAGAAUGUUCAUUUUCUUGCUUCUGAGUGCCUGCAUGGUGUGCACCAUAGGUUUCAGCUUUCAUGGGACACGAGCAAAAAUGAAACCCAGUCAACAUGAGGUAACUUUAGAGAUUUGCAAUAAGGUGGUCUGUGACAAUGUAAAUGCCAAGUGAAAUGUGUGUAAUUAUGGCUGAAGACAAACUGUUAUACAACAAAUAACUAAUGACAGAUUUUAUGCUUUAUAAUGCAUGAAAACAACUUAAAAAUAACUAGCAAUUAAUCACAGCAUAUCAGGAAAAACUACACGUGAGUUCUGUUUUAUUUUUCAUAGGUUCAUUAUAUUUAUGUUCUUGAAGAUGUAUAUAAGAACCUGCCUGUCAUACUGUGUGUAUCACCUGCUCCAUUUCCAUGUUCCAUGCUUACUCGGGCAUCAUGCUAGUACGUAUCCUUUUAAGCACUCUCAAGAGAACAAAAGGGCCUUUUAUUUUUAUAAAGGUACAAAAAAAUUCCCCGAAAUAUUUUGCACUGAACGUACCAAAGUUGAAGGGACAUUACAAUACGACUAACAGCAACUCCAUCACAUGACAAAUGUAAUAGAAAAUUGCUUCUAAAUCAGACUUCCUCACAGUGCCAUGUCUACCACUACAAGGACUGUGCAUCUAAGUAAUAAUUUUUUAAGACUCACUAUAUGUGAUAGUAUGAUAUGCAUUUAUUUAAAAUGCAUUAGAUUUCUUCCAUCCAUCAAAUACUUUACAGGAUGGCAUUUAAUACAGAUAUUUCGUAUUUCCCCCACUGCUUUUUAUUUGUACAGCCUCAUUAAACACGAAGCUCAUUUAGGGAGCCAUCAGCAACACCCAAGAGAUCAGCUCUCUUUAGUAAUAAGAAUUCCAUUUUCCCUCAUCGAUGAAGACAUCACAAAUUGAAACUCUCAGUACUAUAUUUCUAAGCCUGCAUUUUCACUGAUGCAUAAUUUUCUUAUCAAUAUUAAGAAACAAUUUUUCUAUGGUAUCUCAGAAACUGCAUGAUAUCACUAAUGUUAUUUCUGCAUAAUUUUAUCAGAGGAUGUUCUUCAUUUUUAUUGCUUUUGGGGUUACUCCACAUCAUUGUUUAUUUCUUGACUUAUGGCCAUAACUAAUCGGAGUCAGUUCUUCAACAGAGUGAAGUUAAAUCAUGGAUAAUAAAAGCAUUGGAUUAACAUUUGGUUUGCCAGCCUGUGGUUUUACAGGCGUUGCCCCAACACCUCUUUGAGAAUUAUAAGUAGCCAUGGAAUUCCUAUUAUGGGAUGUUGGCCAUCUUGUAUUUUAUAGGGUCACAUGCAUGGUUUUCACAGGUGGUUUGUAAGAACUAAUUGUUGGGUAAGCUAUGUUUACUACUGAGACCCUCCAGAGGAAUAUCACUCAUGUUGCAUUCCUGAACUAUGCAACAUUCCUGAGCAGGGGGAAACGUUCCCCAAAAAAGGUUACCAAAAUCUAAAGAUAAGAAAGGAGGAUUUAUCUGUGUACUAUAACUGGACCAGAGAAAAAGGGAAGAGAAAAAAGUUUUAAUUGGAGAUGUUAGUUUGUACUUACUGAUCAUGAAUAUAAGUAUAUAUUUAAUUUUGCAAACUAUUUUUACUUGUUUGUAUUUUUUUCGUUAAAAGGAAAUUUAGUUAUACUUAAACACACCUACAUCCUUGAUGGUUCAGAACUGCAUUCUCUAAGCAGCUAGUGUAAAAGGUUACACAUUUCUUUCAAAAAUUGACCAUGUUAGCUUUCAUUUUGGUUUGUGACACUUUACCAUAUUCCACAUUAUUGGGUAAAAGAGAUCUCUUUAAUUAAUCCUAACAAAUAUAUUUCUUGUUAAGGCAUCUAACUUCUUCCCAAAGCUACUGCUGCUCUAGUUCUCAGAAUUGGGAAUUAAGGAAGAUGAACUUAGCAUAUCGGAACACCAUGAUAACUGACCUACUAUUCUUAAUUAGUAAAACAAAGAAGUCCAAUAGUAACUAUAAAAACAUUAAAUAACAUUUCCACAGAAUAAAUUAGACUUGAAUAUCCCCUACAAAUAGAAAUAUCCCUAAAUAUUUUCUUCUAGACUCUGAGACUAGAUGACUUGGCUGAGUGACUUCACACAUGGGAGAUACUGUGGCUAAAAAUAAAAAUCACAUAAAUGCUCCUUCUCUUGGUAACUAAUGGCAUGUGAUGGUGUGUCAACGCUGGUCAGGUGGGGAGGCCCAGGGCGCAUUCACACACUAGGGUUUAAAGUGCUCAGACGGGGAGCUGAACCAUGAAGGAGCAGCUCAAGGAUCUUCGAAUUAUCUGAGAAAUGGCAAAAUUAAGUCCAGUAUUUUCCCUCUGUUUCCUCUCAUCUGCACUUCAAUGUAACUUCGGUUUUCAGGGGAAAAAAAUCCCAGUCCUCGAGCCCAACCCGCUUCGGGGGUCAGGACGUUUAUUUUGUGCACAAAAACAAAUGGAUCUUGGCUAAAGAAGUGUGGUCACAAUUUUGUGGCAUAUGUUGGGUGUAUAAUUUAGUGGACAUCCUAUAAUCGAAGGGAAAUCCGUUUCACCUUCAUUAACCAUCAGACGUGCUGAAACUGUAUCCGAAAUGAUGAGCAGUAAGGGUAGAAUGUGUGUGGAUAUCGCUUUAGAGUUUAGAGUGCUUUCCCGUGUGCCAUCUUACGUCUGUUGCUGCUCACGUGCUUCUGGGAGGUAAGAGGUAUCAAUCCCAGCUGGGUGGAGGCUGAUUUUCAUGGAUCGGUUUCAACACUUAAUGGUUACAAUUCUAGUUUUCGUUUCAAACAAUGUGGAGACUAGUGUUUCUACAACAUAUUCCACUCUCAGUGAAUCUUCCAAGAUGUUGCAUCUGCCCAAAUUCUCAUUUUUUUCAAACAUUUUUAAAACGCGUCACCUUCUGAAAAGCUCCUGGAAGGUACUAGUAUAUUCGUGGGGAAAAAAACUCCUCAUGGACUUAAUACUUGCAUUUUACUACUUGUUAUGAGAAAUUUAAAACAAUGCAAAAUUAUGGCACUUGAUGGAUUUACAGGAGUGUGGUUUAUUAUUAUUUGGAAGCAAAAUAAUGGGGAAGAAAACCCGCUUUAAUCACUAACCUUAUUUUAUUUUUUAAUUCUUAAUGAGGAUGGAUCUAGAAGGUCUGGGAGGUAGGUUCCAGUGAUGUGGAUGAAGGAACCCCUGCAGAUUCUCUUUUCCUUUCUGUCCUCUUCAUAGUCACUCCAUUUUUGUCUGUCUUUCUGCACAAGUUGUAUUCAUGACUUGACCACUUCUAACUAAGGAAAACAUCUUACAGUAAAGAGUCUGAAAGUCUUUUCAACUAAACUGUACUGGAGAGAUUCCCAAGGCACGCGAUAGAUCUGUUUAUCUAACAUGGAAGCAAAGGAAGACCAGAGACAUUAAAGCUUUCUAAACUGUGGCUUAUGGCCAACAGCUGCCCACGAGAGGGGCGAUGCAAGCGAAAAGCAGAAAAGAGAAGCCCAGCAGUUGUGUCCCCCACCCCGGCCGGAGCACAGUGCUAAUUCCUGGCCAACUGUCAAGACUCUGGGGUGGUAGCUGCCUUCCAAAGAGCUGGGACAAAGGAUAUAACGCGUGUGUGUGCUGCCCCUAAUCACAGAACUUUGGGCCAGGAGGAAUGCAGGGAUGGUUAAGACAGGACCCUAGCAAAGGGAAAGUAAAAACAAGGACUGGAAAGAUCACCUUUGGGCUUCAAUUUGGUUUCUGACUUUCGGGAAGAAAAGAAGAAAAGAACGUCGUACUGCCUAGCGAGGCUACUGCUUGAUAAUCUGCCUGGUGGGAAAUUAGCCUCGCUGUGUAACUUCGGUCGGCUGAUAACAUCUUCGGUAUUGCACAACAGAACUUGAAAGUAUUAAAGCUAACCCACAGAUGAAUCAGGAAAAUUUGACAAUUUAGCAUUAAAUUAUGUUGUGGAUUUGGUUUAACUUCAGAAUUACUGUGGCUAUUAUUGAACUUUCUAUAUAAGUAAAAAAAAAAAAAAAUGGUGUAGCCUGACAUACUUAUGAUGCUUAAUUUGUUUCUCAGCAGACAUUCUCUGACGUGAGAAUAGCUUUCGGGACAUUUUCGUGGUUUCUAGUGGUUACUUAAUUGUUCCCUAUUAAUCCAGAAAGCAGAAACUCAAGAAUUGGGUUGCCGAAUUGCAAAUGGAGACCUGAUCAGUGUUUCCAAUUUUUCAGGAAGCUGAUCAAGACUGAAAACACAUUGGCUCAGAUUUACUCUGCUAGGCAGUUUACUUGGCUUUCAUGAUGGCACAGUUCAGCAGCAUUGGAGGCCCUAGUUUUAGGGUUUCUGGGAAAAAAACAGAGUAAUCAUAUUUAUAUACGUGAUCUUAGCAUCUAGUGGCCUUGGGCAGGUGGUAUCUUUCCAUCUAAUUUUCUCUUAGGAUAUUGCCUCCCUGAGGAGUGUCGAUAGGUCUCUUGUGGGAUUCAGCCUGAGUUAGCUAUUGCUGAUGCAGGUAAGGAACCAUCAGUAAACUUCCGGUUACUACACCUUCUAUAAAAGAGGAUGGAUAAUAUUCAGGAAAUACCUGGAAGGACUAACCAGGAAACACACAGAACUGAAUGUUCUUUUAGGACCUUAAUGCUCUAAAAGCUGUUAUUACAACCUAUUUUUCUUUAUAUGAUAUCGUAAGUAAAAUCUGAAGCUGUUAAUAUAUUGGAAAAUGCAUACGAUUACAUGUUUUUAUAAUAGGGAUGCAGGCAUUCCAAAAUGGAAAUACAUGCAUCUCUCUUGCCUCUUACUGAAAGUAUUAAUCUAAUUUUAUAAUAAUGCUUACUUUUUAAUAUUAAGGCUCUGUAAAAAAAAAUACCAUAUUUAUUUCUAAGAUUUCAGUAGAGCACAGGUGAUGUAUUUUUUUAAGCCUUUCCAUUUCUUUUCACCAACUCCAGCCAUGUGUCCAUUAUUCCAUGUGUCACAGUCAAGAGCUAUGUUUCUAUUUUUGUUGAGUUGAUUUAAGCUUCAUAUUCAUCCAAUGUGACUUUUAACAGAGAAAUAAUGGGAGGUAUUUAGUAUUGACAUUAAGACCAUACAGUUCUCAUUUCACCUUAUAUUUAAAUUUCAUCUAUUUUUUUCCAGUGCAAAUAAUGCAGAUUGUUGACAUCCUAGAAAUGAUUUGUGGGUGGUAUUAAAUGGAGCCUGAGACUCUGAAAUGUAGACUAGAUGUUGGUUUUCUGGAAAGUUUGUAUUCUUAUCCUCACCUGAACCCCUGACUUUUGUGUUGUAUUUUUUUAUAAUUCCAAAAUGCUUUGAGGGAAAGAUAUUUUAAUGUGUACAAUUUGUUUUAUUUUCAUACUGAUCUCUAUUUUGUUUAAAACCAUGUUGCACCAUGAAAUCACUUAAUCCAAAAUAAAUCUUCUUU
Messenger RNA from Lutra lutra (Eurasian river otter), 10641 nucleotides. It is a transcript of the gene HECW2, whose product is annotated as HECT, C2 and WW domain containing E3 ubiquitin protein ligase 2. The record is from RefSeq and is a predicted model, not a curated record. Gene Ontology annotation, biological process: regulation of dendrite morphogenesis. The coding region runs from base 93 to 4823 and encodes 1576 amino acids. The transcript is spliced from 29 exons. Gene Ontology annotation, molecular function: ubiquitin-protein transferase activity; protein binding. NCBI's taxonomy places the organism in Eukaryota, Metazoa, Chordata, Mammalia, Carnivora, Mustelidae.